AUGACGAUCAACGGCACAGAGGGAACCACAUUCAUCCGGUCGGCGUCCGCUCAAGGACUGGCCGGCCUCUGCACUUGGGCUGCUCUUCUUAUCACCAGUCAUCAAAUCUACCAACAUCUCCGGUUCUACUCGUGCCCGGCUGAGCAACGUUGGAUUGUUCGUAUCUUGUUCAUUGUGCCAAUUUAUGCAUUCGAUUCGUGGCUAUCCCUCAUUUUCUUCUCGGACAACGUCUACAUCUACUUCAACUCGAUUCGUGAUUGCUAUGAGGCGUUUGUGAUCUACUCGUUCUUAUCCCUGUGUUAUGAGUAUCUGGGUGGUGAGAGUAAUAUAAUGGCUGAGAUUCGUGGUAAACCGAUUCGCCCGACCAACUAUCUGACUUGCACGUGCUGUUUGGCCGGCAAGCAAUACACCAUUGAGUUCCUUCGUUUCUGCAAGCAGGCAACCCUCCAAUUCUGUUUCAUCAAACCAAUCAUGGCUGUGAUCACCUUGAUGCUCACCGCCAUCGGAAAGUAUGAGGACGGAGACUGGAGUCUUGACCAGGGAUAUAUUUACAUCACCUUGGUCUACAACGUCUCCAUUUCCCUGGCUCUUUAUGGAAUGUUCCUGUUCUAUGCUGCAACCCGUGAUCUUCUCAGCCCAUACCGUCCGGUGCUCAAGUUCCUUACUGUCAAGAGUGUCAUCUUCUUGUCUUUCUGGCAGGGAUUCCUUAUUGCGAUUCUUGGUGCUACUUCUGCAAUCGACCCAAUCACUGAUGCCAAUGGAAAAGAACUUAUUGGACGUGGAACCGUUGCUGCUGGAUGGCAAAACUUCUUUAUCUGCAUUGAAAUGUUCUUCGCCGCUAUCGCACUCCGUUUCGCUUUCAACGUGUCUGCCUACGCCGAUGCUCAUAAUGCUAGUAACGCCAACGACGGCCGCCCGGUCACCCUUCAAUCUAUCAGCUCAUCGCUCAAGGAAACCAUGAACCCCAAGGAUAUUAUGCAGGACGCUAUUCACAACUUCCAUCCACAAUAUCAACAGUACACUCAACACUCCAACGCUCAACGACCGCCACAACCCGGAGCGAGCACGAGUACUGAAGAGCAACGGAUGUCUAAAGGUGGAUCCGCUACCAACUAUUCUACAAUGGUUGAAAGUGGAACUCACGACUCUUCUGCCGCCGCCGCCCCAUCUCAAGCCACCGGAAACCUUCUCGACGCAUAG
This is a messenger RNA of Caenorhabditis remanei, 1200 nucleotides long. RefSeq lists its product as uncharacterized. The record is from RefSeq and is a predicted model, not a curated record. Lineage: Eukaryota; Metazoa; Nematoda; Chromadorea; Rhabditida; Rhabditidae. Gene Ontology annotation, biological process: transport. Gene Ontology annotation, molecular function: transporter activity. The coding region runs from base 1 to 1200 and encodes 399 amino acids. The transcript is spliced from 6 exons.